Molecule: messenger RNA, 1383 nt
Organism: Entamoeba invadens IP1
Lineage: Eukaryota; Evosea; Mastigamoebida; Endamoebidae
Exons: 2
Source: RefSeq, a predicted model, not a curated record
AGACACUCCUCAGCAAAACGAAAGAUCGAAGUAAAUACAACAGAGAUCGAACAAAAACUGAUGAACAUCCCCGACGCGAGUAUUUUUGAGAUCUGUCAAAAUUUCUUCAUCAACGAUCCCGAGCCAGUUGCACAGUCCUUGAAAACAAUGAAAAAGGUGUUGCUCGAGAUUAGAAAUGGAAGUAACGAAUUGACGUCCCGUGUGUACGACAUCAUCGUACAAACCAAUUCAGUGGCCAGACUUCUUCUACUGUUACAAGGAAAUAUAUCGGAAGAGGCGAAAACAAACAUCUUUUUCAUUUUAAUUGAUGUCAGUUGUGGUGAUGCGUCACAGGUCAAUGCACUGUUCAAAGCAAAUGCGGUUGACCUUAUUCUUCCAUUUCUUGCAGACCCAACUUUGUGCCAAGAGGCGCUGUUUUUGCUUUCGAAUUUGGCGGCAGACAAUUCUCGAAAUAGAGACAUCGUGUUUUCAAAAACUAGAGACUUGUUGAGGACUGGUUUGGGUAAUAUGGUUGUAUCCCCACCGCCAAACUUGCUCUCUUUAAUUUUAAAUUUCUGCUCAAACGCCCCGCCAAUCAAUAUAUCAUUGUUUUCGGAAUUCAUCAAUUUUAUGUUUGAGAUUGUGAGGGGAAACGAUUCCAAAUCGAUCACCUUGGUGCUUCAAGGAUUUUAUGGGUUGAUACAAAGUGAUGAAUACUUCAAGUACCUUCUCAACCCGCUCCUUCCGGUGAUACUUAAAACAGUAAGUAGUUCCAAUGAGGAACUUUUCACACAAACGAUGUUCUUAGCAACUUUAAUUGCUGAGCACUCGUCUGAAACGUGUGGGUUACUUGUCUCUUCGGGUUUUGUUGGGGCUGUUUCUAAAAUGCUUGCUAUACACAAACUAACCGUCGAUGUCGCUCAGUUUUUCAGGACAAUUCUUAAAGGUUCUGACCAAACCUUUGCCAUUUCUUUCAUGGGCACUGAGUUGUGGAAGGACAUUGUAGCUGCUAUUCAAGAAGAGCACGAUAAACGAACGGUCUUGGAGUGUGGUGUUCUCGUGGUCGAGACGAUUUUAAGUGUUGACAACGACAAAGCUGCUCGGUAUGUCGACGACCACAUGGUUUUUGAUGGUCUCAGUCGGUUAUUGACUUUUGUUUUCGAUGGAGGUGAUGUUCUUGUAGAUCUUCUUCUUCGUUUUGUUGAAAAGGUGAUUAGUAUUGGGGACGAGAGUCGUCGUAUGAAUUCUGGGAAUAAUUGGUGUAUUGAUAUGCUUGAAGAGUCAAAUUGUUUAGGUCUUAUCGAAGGCCUUUUAGAUCGAAACGACCUUUCGGUUGAAACUGGCGAAAAAUUGGAGGAGAUUGUUGAACUACUGUGCAGUGAUAAAAGUGACGACCAAGAUUGA